Plasmopara halstedii is the source of this 174-nucleotide messenger RNA. RefSeq lists its product as uncharacterized. Bases 1 to 174 code for a protein of 57 amino acids. Lineage: Eukaryota; Oomycota; Peronosporomycetes; Peronosporales; Peronosporaceae. The record is from RefSeq and is a predicted model, not a curated record. The transcript has 2 exons.
AUGGACGGGAUAUUCAUGAUGAAUUGUCGAUUGAAAGCGGAAUCGAAUUAUUUCGCCUCGACAUAUACUAAUUUAUAUCAACCUCGUGGCCUCUUGGAGAAAGAAGUUGAAUUUAACAAGUACAAACAAAUAUUCGGGCAGUGGGGCAUGUACAAAGAGUGUUUUUACCUUUAG